GGCUGGUCCACCCCAGACAAUGCAGCACACCGUCUGCCCAUGCGUAGUAUAACCUUGCAGGCCAGCCCGAGGCGUGAGUGGCGUGGUGAGUGGCGUGCCUGGGGUGUCCACGUCACUCUGCCCAGGGCUCCCACAGUCCCUGGGGGCGCUCUCUGCUUCUUGCUCCGCCCCUCACAGCGCGGGCCCGCCAAGAAGCUCAGAGCAGUAGACGCCAUGGCCGCCAGGAUCAGCACUGGGGAGCUAGGCCGAAGGCCGGGGCAGGGCAGAGUAGACCUGUUGCUAGUUGGAGAUGCUACAAGAUACAUCCUGGCUGGUUCUAUGCAGAAAUUCUUGACGAGCACAGAACAGAUCACCCUGACCAUUAGCAACGUAAAGAAGGUAGCCGCGCUUUUGGCUGCUAACUCGUUUGACAUAAUUUUCUUGAAGGUGACUUCUACCCUAACUGCGGAGGAGCAAGAGGCUGCCAAAUUAAUUAGAUCUGGCAAGAAGAAAAACACACACUUGCUGUUUGCUUUUGUAGUACCUGAAACACUUAGAGGCUAUAUUUCAGAAUUUGGAGCUGACAUUAGUUUCAAUGAGCCGCUGACCUUGGAAAAAGUGAACACAGUGGUAACCUACUGGAAAAAGUAUUUCACAAAUCCGGAUAUGGCAAACACUGAGUUGCCUCCAGAAUGCCGACUGUACUUCCAGACGUCCUGCGGUGAACUCAGAGGGCAUUUUUCUACAGAUCUGUUUCUUUGCUCUGAACUGCUGAAAAAUGACACUGGACGUGGAUUACCGGCCCCAUUGUCAAGUCUAGACAAAACCAAAAAGGCUUCUCUUCUUCACUCAAGCAAAGAAAAGCUGAGACGAGAACGCAUCAAGUUUUGCUGUGAGCAGUUGCGCACUCUCCUGCCAUACGUCAAGGGGAGGAAGAGUGACGUGGCUUCAGUUAUCGAGGCCACAGUCGAUUAUGUGAAGCAGGUCCGGGAUUCUCUCCCUCCAGUCAUUAUGGCCCAGAUUACAGAAUGCCUUCAAAGCAAUAAAAGGUUUUCUAAGAGGCAGAUGCCCAUCGAGCUGUUCCUUCCAUUCACAGCCACAUCACAGAGGGAAGAUGCCAUGCUGACAAGCACUUUCUCACCUGUGCAAGAGAUCCAGCUCCUGACUGAUCAGGGCCUGAAUGUGUAUUCCAUGUCUGCUGCAGGAGGACCUUUGGAGGAAGCUGUGAGAGGUCAGCCAGGCUCUGUUUCAAAGAGCUCCAUUGAGGAUCUUUAUGAGACUCGUGUCCCCAGCACGGCCCUCUCUCUGAAUUCCUUCCGUGCUGUCAGAUACUCUUCUGGACCUGUCUCUUCCCAUGAGGCCGCUGCCAGGGCAAAUCAGAACAUUUCCAUUUAUUUACCACCCACUGCGCCCAGUGUGUCCAACUUUAUCCCUCAGCACUGCAAUUCCAUGCUUUGCCCAACAUGUCCAACCAAUCCCAAUUGUCUGUGCACUCCCGGCCGUGAGCUUCCAGCCAGUUCUCGUGCUGCCUCAUCCAGCAUCUUUCGUGGGUUCCAAGAGUCAGACUCAGAUCACCAGGCUUCUCAGCAAUCCGCUGGGCCAUCUCCGCAGCCUCGUGACAGUAGCUACUUUUAAGAAAAAUUAAUAUUUGAAAACAUGUAGAUUUAGUUGCCUGAAGAUGCCAGUUAGCUUUAUUAACUUUCCUGAUACAGAAAUGCAUUUGUGACAUUGUGAGUAAGAAUGGGCUAGACUCAAUUAAUGUGCACUUCUCCCUGCCAACAGCUUGGAGUAUAUUAACAGUCCAUGUGUGGGACUCAUAUCUACACCACAUGCUGUGCAUAGCUGUUCAGCUGAGGAGUAAGGGACAAAGACAAAUAUUAGAUGCUGACCAUGUUGUCUGAUAAAUGUGCAAGAACCUUCCAAAGGUACAUAGAAAGAUAGUUGAUGACAGUGACAGCCUUGUGUUCCCAGGCAUCUUCAUUCAUGGUGGGAUUUCCCUGGUCAGAGAGCUGCAAGCAGCUCUGAGUGACCCCACACGCAUUCAUUCUACCAAAAAAUAACUGUUCACUUUGUGAAAAUCAUACUACAAAGAAGACCCACGUGUACGUAAACAUCUAAGACCAGGAAGGGCACACCAAGCACGGCUCCUGUGGCCUGGUGAUUGUUUCUGCCAUUGAUUUCUAUUGGUAUCUUUUCUAGAUUUGGCAUUUUAAAGAGCCCUCUUCUUCAUUCAUCAUCCGAACUAAAAUAACCAGGGAGAUGUGGAGCAACAUCUGCUUGUCCAGUUGGUGGCUAUGGAUAAAAUGAUAUGCGUUCCACUGCAGUUUGCAGUCUUGUGAGUGGAAUGGAGCUAGGAGGGGCAUUACUUACCUUGCUGGACCCACACAUUUCUGCUUUGUCCUUUCCUUGUAUGGGGUGUUUGAGCAAUUUUUGGAAACAAGGAGAGAGAAAGAUGGUUGUUUUAUAUUUCACUGAAAUGUUCUUACACAAAAGUUUUAUUGUUAAAGUGUCUAGGUUUACCCUGUAAUCCAUUGUUUUGCUUAAUAAAAUGUUUUCUCUUUUAAUAAUAGUA
This is a messenger RNA of Mastomys coucha (southern multimammate mouse), 2551 nucleotides long. Its product is annotated as spermatogenesis- and oogenesis-specific basic helix-loop-helix-containing protein 2-like. The transcript has 11 exons. NCBI's taxonomy places the organism in Eukaryota, Metazoa, Chordata, Mammalia, Rodentia, Muridae. The record is from RefSeq and is a predicted model, not a curated record. The coding region runs from base 40 to 1614 and encodes 524 amino acids. Gene Ontology annotation, molecular function: DNA-binding transcription factor activity, RNA polymerase II-specific; RNA polymerase II cis-regulatory region sequence-specific DNA binding; protein dimerization activity. Gene Ontology annotation, cellular component: nucleus. Gene Ontology annotation, biological process: regulation of DNA-templated transcription; spermatogenesis.